GUAAUUGUCCGGAAGCCGCGGAGGGACAAACAGCAGCAGCUCCAGCGGCGAUGUGGUGAAACCGGCCAGAGCUACCGGUGCGGCUCCAGCGGGCGCUCGGUCUGGCUGCCGCCGCCUCUCAGCGCUCGCACGCCGCCCAGAACGAGGCCUCCUCACCGCGGACCGGGCCCGCUUUUCGGCCACCUUCCCCCGGGUAACGAGCCGUCUCUCUGCCGCUUCCAGUGAUGCGGAGGCGGAGCUCCCUGACCGCGGAGAAGGACAGCGACCCGGAGCUGAAGCAGCGAGCCGGCAGAGCGGCGGCGCAUCCGGCGACCCGAGGCCGACAGGGCCCGGGAGAGGAGCCGGGGAUGGGGAAGAGACCGUUCAGGAGGCUGGGGCUGCUGGGAAAGAUGAAGAGGAUGAUGAUGGUGCUGCUCUUCGUCUACGUCUCCAUCCCCUUCAUCAUCAAGCUCUUCCCCUCCAUCCAGGCCAAACUCGUCUUCCUCAACUUCGUGAGGAUGCCGUACUUCAUCGACCUGAAGCGACCUCUGGAUCAGGGGCUGAACCACACACACAACUUCUACCUGGAGCCUGAGGCGGGCCUGAAGAUCGGAGUCUGGCACACGGUUCCCGCUCAGAUGUGGAGGGACGCUCAGGGCAAAGAUGGCGACUGGUACCGCUCCGUUAGCUCCCACCCUGUCAUCCUCUAUCUCCAUGGCAACGCAGGGACCAGAGGCGGUGACCACCGGGUGCAGCUGUACAAGGUCCUCAGUUCACUGGGAUACCAUGUGGUGACCUUCGACUACAGAGGGUGGGGCGACUCAGAUGGAUCGCCAUCGCGAGGGAUGACAUCAGACGCUCUUUUCGUCUAUGAUUGGCUGAGACAGAGGAUGGAGAAAACUCUGCCCCUCUACAUCUGGGGCCACUCUCUGGGGACCGGAGUCGCAACGAACCUGGUGAGACGGCUGUCUGAGCGAGGAAGUCCUCCUGACGCUCUCAUCCUGGAGUCUCCCUUCACCAACAUCAGGGAGGAGGCCAAGAGCCACCCCUUCUCCAUGGUGUACCGCUUCCUGCCCGGCUUCGACUGGUUCUUUCUGGACUCCAUCACCGCCAACAACAUCCGCUUCGCCAGCGACGAGAACAUGGACCAUUCCUGUCCGGUUCUGAUUCUACACGCCGAGGACGACGGAGUGGUUCCGUUCCAACUGGGGCAAAAAGGUACCAGGUUCAAACGGCUCUACAGUCUGGCGUCUCGCUCCAGCAGCCUCAGUGACCAUAAGGUUCAGUUUGUGGCGUUCCCGGCGGCUCUGGCCUUCAGACACAAGUUCAUCUACAGGAGCCCGGAGCUGCCAAAUAUCCUCAGUGAUUUCCUGGGAGCGGCUCAUCCCGCCGUGGCGUGACGACGGCUCGUCUUGAUGGAUUGAGCGUUCCUGUUAGCAUUCCCGACGUUCCGGCUGACG
Poeciliopsis prolifica (blackstripe livebearer) is the source of this 1439-nucleotide messenger RNA. It is a transcript of the gene abhd12, whose product is annotated as abhydrolase domain containing 12, lysophospholipase. Gene Ontology annotation, biological process: monoacylglycerol catabolic process; phosphatidylserine catabolic process. Gene Ontology annotation, cellular component: endoplasmic reticulum membrane. The record is from RefSeq and is a predicted model, not a curated record. Gene Ontology annotation, molecular function: phosphatidylcholine lysophospholipase A1 activity; monoacylglycerol lipase activity. Lineage: Eukaryota; Metazoa; Chordata; Actinopteri; Cyprinodontiformes; Poeciliidae.